AAGAAGAUGUGGCUUAAGUGGGUAGGCGGGUGUAGAAGUCAUGGGAAUGGGUGGAGCAGCCCACCAGCCCUCAGUAUAUAUGUUACCUAAGCCUCUUCCACCGCCUCAUCCCGAGGACUUGACGUCUGCCAGCAAGAUGCCGGCCAAACCUGCACCUAUCAAGAAGUCACCAGUCAAGAAGGCUGUGGCGAAGGCACCUGAGCCCGUUCCACCCGUGGAGGCUCCACCUGCUGAGGCCGCACCUGUUGAAGCUCCUCCAGCCGAGGCAGCUCCCGCAGCCGAGGCAGAAGCAGCUGCCGCCCCCCAGCAGAAGACACCCCCGCUGCUGAAGGAAGCGCUCCCGGUAUCUCGUGCUCCUGCCGCUGAAGAUGGUGCUGCUGCAGAUGCUCCGGCAGACGCUGCUCCAGUAGAACCUGCUGUAGUUGAGGAGCCACCUAAGGCCCCCACACCACCACCUCCUGCAGUCCCCACCAGUGCUCCUUUGGACGUGUCUGUGGAUGAUGUUAAUGACUCCAGUCUCACCAUUAAGUGGAGGACACCAGAGACCAUCGGAGACUCUGGCCUGGAUGGAUACGCCAUCGAGUACUGCAAGGAUGGAACGACAGACUGGGUUGUAGCUAACGAGGAGCUGACUGCAGCUAACAGAUACUGCAUCAAAAAUCUGAAAGCAGGUGAUUUGCUGCGUGUGCGCGUGGUGGCUGUAAACCCCGGUGGCCGCAGCGAACCUGGAACAGUCGCUGACCCUGUGCCAAUCCGCGAGGUUGUCGACCGUCCCAAGAUCCGCUUGCCUCGGGCUCUCAGGUCCCGCUAUGUCAAGAAAGUCGGAGAGCAGAUCAACCUCGUCAUCCCGUUUCUUGGAAAGCCUAAACCUGCAGUGUCCUGGCUUAAAGAUGGUCAGCCUGUGGAUACCAAGAAGGUCAAUAUCAGGAACAGUGACAAGGACAGCAUCCUGUUCAUCCGCAGCGCUCAGAGGGAGGACUCUGGUGUUUAUGAGAUGACCCUAAAAGUGGAUAGCUUUGAAGAUAAAGCUGCAAUAACCCUUCAGAUUGUGGAGCGCCCUGGUCCUCCUGCUAGUAUAAAGCUGGUGGAUGCCUGGGGCUUCAAUGCUGCUCUGGAGUGGACUCCACCCAAGGAUAAUGGCAACACAGACAUCACUGGAUACACUGUCCAGAAAGCUGACAAGAAGACUGAGGAAUGGUUCACUGUGCUGGAGCACUAUCACAGGUUAAGUGCCACCAUCUCAGACCUUGUCAUGGGCAACUCGUAUUCCUUUAGAGUGUUUUCUGAAAACCAAGUGGGCAUGAGCGAGAAGAGCGCUGUCACAAAGGAAGUGGCCACCAUCCAGAAGACAGGUAUUGUCUACAAACCUUUUGAGUACCAGGAGCAUGACUUCAAUGAGGCUCCAAAGUUCACCACGCCCCUCAAUGACCGAGCCGCCACCGUGGGAUACACCACCAAGCUGCUGUGUUCUGUUCGUGGAAGUCCUAAGCCUAAGAUCGAGUGGUUGAAGAAUCAAAUGGUCAUUGGUGACGAUCCCAAGUAUCGUCAGAUCUCCAACCAGGGCAUUUGCUCCCUCGAGAUCCGAAAGCCCUGCAGCUUUGAUGGUGGCGUGUACACCUGCAGAGCUAAAAACGCCCAGGGAGAGGCCACCGUCUCCUGCAAGCUCGAGGUCAAACAGGUCAUUCUACCAGAUGCUGAGAAGGGGAAAUAAACUAUUAUCUAAACUUCCAGAGAGGACCAGCAGAAGUCCAGGUCUUAUGUUUUAAGAGUGUUUGAGAAGGUGCAAGUUGGCUGUGCGGCAGUGUGUACAUAAUGAAGAAAUGGGCAGAACAGCAUACCAACAUCUCCAUAUCUAUUUCAAAUCACACAUCCUGACUCUCCCAGUCCUUCCAGCAUGCAUGGAAGAUCCAGCCCAUCCCCGUUUGCCAAAUGUUGUAUGUUAUUUCAGUUGGUGACAUGUAUGUAAAGCUAUAUUUACCAUGUUUUCUGCCGGCGUCCAUUUGCUGUUUGUUAUAGUAAGUAUAUAUAAGAAACAUAUAUGUACUGCUCAAUAAAACAGUAAAUCCUGAGAGAUGCAAUGCCUGUAGGGUUGUUAAAUAAAGGUUAUAUUUUAUUAUA
Molecule: messenger RNA, 2118 nt
Organism: Oreochromis niloticus (Nile tilapia)
Lineage: Eukaryota; Metazoa; Chordata; Actinopteri; Cichliformes; Cichlidae
Gene: mybpha
Product: myosin binding protein Ha
Exons: 14
Coding region: 41-1711 (556 amino acids)
Molecular function (GO): protein binding
Source: RefSeq, a predicted model, not a curated record